Messenger RNA from Drosophila hydei, 3971 nucleotides. RefSeq names its product beta-1,4-glucuronyltransferase 1. The record is from RefSeq and is a predicted model, not a curated record. The coding region runs from base 285 to 1895 and encodes 536 amino acids. The transcript is spliced from 9 exons. NCBI's taxonomy places the organism in Eukaryota, Metazoa, Arthropoda, Insecta, Diptera, Drosophilidae.
UCCAACCGUGCGGGUGGCCACGCGCGUGCCAAUAAGAACACCAAACAAGAAAUUGGAAACUAACAAUGAGAUUUUCGCAAAAUAACACUUAAAUCGUCAACAAAAAAAAAUAAAUAUAAAAAUAACAACAAAGCGUGUUUAGCAGUGAGAGUGCAAGACAACGUGCAGCUGCGCCCAACGCACAACAUUUUGGAUAAGCUACUUGCAAACCAAUUCAGGUAUGUGGCCUAGACCUUGAGCAAAACAACGACGACAUUGUAAUUGGGUUACUUAACAUCUUAAACAUGCGCUUUGAGCCGCUGGGUCAGAAAAUGUUCACACGCCGUAACUGGCUGCUGCGGUGCAGUAUUCUCAUAAAUGUGGCUGUUCUGCUCUAUAUCGGCUGCAUUGUGAUGAAUGGCGGAGGCAACAAUUUCACCAGCGGCGGCGGCUUUUUGUUGCAGGAGCAACAGCCGCCCGCAGCAGCUUCGCUACAGGCUGGUCCACUACUCCCACAACAGCCGCCCACGUCAAAAAAUGCAGAGGCGGCUUUUGCGGAGGAGAAACUCUUAGCCGUCGGAACAGGCAAUGCCAACUCAGAGUCUGCGGCAGCUGCAGCACCGCCGGCCGCAGUAGUCAACGAUAGUGGUGGCGGCAGUGGCUUGUCCUCAAAUUCAAUUGAUCCUGUCCAGGUGGUUGGCAACAUUGGCAGCAGCAGCUCAAUGUCAGAGCUGAACAACACACAGCCGGAUAGCUACAUAGUCACCGGCGAUGAGAAGGAGCUGGAUGAGCGCGUGCGAACGCUGCUCAAUUGCUUUGAGCACGAUUACAAUCAGCAGACGCUGCAACGCGGCGACUUCUGGGUGCUCCAGAACUAUGUGAGGGCCGAUCAUGGCGAACUUAAGUGCCACGAGUCCAUUACCUACACAACGCACGCGGAUUACACCUUUCUGGACAAUCUGGUGCCGCUGCUACAACGCUGGAACGCACCUAUUAGCAUAGCUAUGCAUGCGCCCGGCACGGACUUUCAGCCCACGCUGGACUCCAUCAAGUAUUUGCGGGACUGUGUGCCCGAUAAUCAGCUAGUGCGCGCCUAUGCCACCUUCCACGUUUACUUCGGCACUAAGCACAUACCCAAGAGCGUGCCCAAGGCACAGGAUGCUCUCAAGACUGGCUAUAACUGCUCGCUGCCGGCGCCCUACUUCAAUGUCAGCUCCGGACAUUUGUACAAGGCGCAGAAGAAACUGCUCUACCCGGUCAAUGUGGGUCGCAACAUUGCGCGCGAUGCUGCCCUCACACACUUCAUACUCGCCUCGGAUAUUGAACUGUAUCCCAAUCCUGGACUUGUCAAGAAAUUCCUCGAGAUGAUUGCUCGCAACGAACAGUAUCUGCGGCGCAAGGCGCCCAGAGUUUUUCCGUUGAGCAUAUUCGAGGUGGAUGAGAAUUCGCCGGUGCCACACGAUAAAACGGAGCUGCAAGAAUUUCUGCGGAAUGGCAAGGCCAUACCCUUCCAUAAGCGCGUGUGCGCCAGUUGCCACGGCGUGCCCAAGUCCAAGGAGUGGAUGGCAGCCAACGAGACGGACGAGCUAAGUGUGUUUCACAUAGGCAAGCGCACCGGCUACUAUGUGCACUGGGAGCCCAUUUACAUUGGCACCCAUGCAGAUCCCCACUACGACGAGCGGCUCAGCUGGGAGGGCAAGAGCGACAAGAUGACGCAGGGUUACUCGCUGUGCGUGCUGGACUACGAAUUUCACAUACUGGACAAUGCUUUUCUGGUGCACAAGCCGGGCAUCAAAGUGCUGAAGAAGGACAAUCGGCGCGCGAUGCUGGCGGGCAAGACGAAUCAGCUGAUACGUAAGAUCAUCUAUCCCGAAUUGAAGAUCAUGUACGGCAUGCGCAAGGGCUGUGCGAUAUAGUAACUAAUCAUGAAGCACAGUUGAGCACCGACUUCAUCGCAACUACAGCAGCAACUGCAGCGGCUGCAUAAGCAAAAGCAAGAGGAGCGAAACACACUAUUUAUAUUUGCAAUGCUAUAGAGAGAGAGAGACGGAGAGAGGGAGAGAGAGAGACCGAUGCAGAUGGCCAUGCCAUGCAGAUGUCCUUCUAUCCUAUAUAUAUACUAUAUCCUAGAGGCCCUUCCUUAUGGCGCGCUCGUCUACGUGUACAUGUGUAUGUGUGUGUGUGCGUGAGUGUGCGUAUAAGUGUAUAUGUUUGUGUGUGUGUGUGCGUUCUACAGAUAGUUAGUGUUAGGUAGUUAGCUUAGGCCUAGAGAAUUACUUAGGUUUAUAGACGAGCCGAGUUCGGAGCGGGUGUUUUUUCUACUCUUUAUGCAUAAGCGAAGCCUUAGGAGCACGGCUUAAGUACGUUAAACGUAGUUAGUUGUUGUUGUUUCAUUUUUAAAUGCUGAACAUAGUUAGAGUUAUUUAGCUGCUGGAGCUGCCAUACAGCUGAAGAGUUUCUCGACGAUUAUAUAGGGCUCAUAUCAUAUCCAUGCAAUGCAGCCUCCAUACGGAUGCAGUCCACACGCUGCAUUGGCAGUCAUUACGAUUUAGUUCCACUUCCAAUUAUAAUUUAAGCAUCAUCUAACAUAUGAAUUAAUUAGUGGAUUUAUCAUGAAUGAAAUUUCGUUAUAAUUAGUUACGCUUCUGUUUCGAUUUCGUACUUCCCCUUAAUGAGUUUGUUUCCAUAACAAAGAAGAUAUACCAGCUGCCAUUGAAUGGUUGAUGGAUUUGCUCUUCAAGACAUAUAGUAUUUCCUAGCCACAAUAGUCUAACCAUUUAUAUAUAUAAACUAUGUAGGUCAGCAUUUGGGCCGUCUACUAGACCGAACUUUCCAGAGUUUAUGUUUCGAAGCGAAUAACGAAAAAAGUGGGCAACAAAUAGGUUUAGACAACUAGUUAAAACCAAUCUUAGAGCUAGACAGCAACAAUUUGAAGAAAAAUAAUUGAAAACAAAGCAAAAGCCGCUGCAAAAUAAAGGUUUAAAACGUUUAAUAAUUAAAUGAAUUAAAUAGACUUGGGAAAUGUUUAAAUUUAGAAUGCUGAACAAUUGAAGAAUACAUAUAAUGCAUACAGACUUACGAGUAUAUAGAUAUAUAGAACUAAAAAGAAGAAGAAAACAAAUUACAAUUAUACAAAACCUUGAUGAGAAAGAUGUUCGAGAGGAAUGCCUAAAAUUAAACAAUUAACAAAACAAUUAAUUAAAGAUACGUUUUCAAGCGUAAUGCGUAAAUGCAAACCGUGAUAUUUGUACUAGUAAAGGCGAAGAUUAGUUUGAGCAUUAAUUAAAUAGAAAUAUAUAUACAGAUAUAUAUAUAUAUAUAUAUAUAAAACUUAAGCAGUAAGAGACGAGGCAAGCAGUUAGAGAUGAAAACAAAACAUAACAAAUUCUUUAAAAUCAUAUGCAUUAAACUAGUUUUGUAUAUGCUUUUUUAGUGUUGAACUUAAAGUCAAACUUGUGCACAUAUAAAUGUUAAAAACAUAACGAGAAGUAUAGACAAACACAUGCUUAAGCCGUGGCAUGGAGGGGUUUUGUUGUUCAGGCCUUAAAAGAACUACUAUAUAGGAAUUACGGGCGCUUUUUUUGACAGUUGGCAGAUUUCAUAAUUUGCUGUAGAGCAAUUGUCAUGUAUGGGAAAAACCUUUUUUGCGAGUGUCUUGGGAACAACAUACAAAAACAAAACAAAACAAAACGAAAAAAAAAACAAUUGGUGUUUGUAUCUAUUGUAUGUCUCUAGGUAUACAUAUAUAUAUAAGUCUACACCUAAAGCAGUUAGCAAUAACUUUUCAAUUCGCUAAAAACAAUUUUAUGCGCUCAACUGUUACGAAACCAACUUAAACUUCAAUUAGCCAGACUAACUAAUGCCCAAGUAAAUAUCAUAAAAGUAAAGAGAAUUAUUGAGAAAGUAGCUAAAAAAUAGACCCAAAAAACCAAACAAUUAAAAACUUGAAGAAAUUUCAUAAAUUAUUGAUAAAGUAUUAAAGUGCCUUAGAG